Stegastes partitus (bicolor damselfish) is the source of this 928-nucleotide messenger RNA. It is a transcript of the gene mrps23, whose product is annotated as mitochondrial ribosomal protein S23. The coding region runs from base 111 to 635 and encodes 174 amino acids. Gene Ontology annotation, biological process: translation. The transcript has 5 exons. Gene Ontology annotation, cellular component: mitochondrion; ribosome. Gene Ontology annotation, molecular function: structural constituent of ribosome. The record is from RefSeq and is a predicted model, not a curated record. Lineage: Eukaryota; Metazoa; Chordata; Actinopteri; Pomacentridae.
ACAAAAUCCAAACGGCGGCUGGCUUUACCGGGUUUUCUCUAACGAUGGUCCAUGUCAGCGCAGCUACCUGCAAACAGUCUUAUGUGUAGUGCUGUAACGAAAAAGGUCAAAUGGCUGGCAGCAGACUGGAGAGGUUUGGAACUGUGUUCACCCGGGUUCGAGAUCUGAUGCGCUCUGGAGUCAUAAAGCAGUCAGAGAAACCCAUUUGGUACGACGUGUACGAGGCUUUCCCCCCAAAGAGGGACCCACGUUAUGUGAAGCCACAUGCCAGACAUGACAUCAAGAAACAGGAGACUGUAUCUGAGAUCUUCUACCGAGAGGAUAAAGUCAGAGCGAGAUUCUAUGAGGAGUAUGAGGCGGAGUUUUUCGAUCUCUCCAAAUCAAACUUUGUUUCUACAUGUCAGAGGUUUGUAGAGAAGUACACAGAGUUAAAGAGUAACAGCGAGAUGGAUGACUCUGCUCUGUUUACGGAGACUGGGAAGGCUCUACUCAAAGAGGGACUUAUCCUGAGACGUAAAGAAAUUCACUUUAUAUCAGAAGAGUCCAGGAGUCCAGUGCUCGAGCUGGAACUAACAGAUAUGUUGGCAGAACAGCAGGCAGUUGGUGCUGACACAGAUACACCACACACAUCAUAGCCUUCAGAAGGAUCAUUUUAUGAGGUGCAUAUUUGCCACAGCAUACAGAAUGUUUUGCUUCUUUAAAAGUGAGGGUCAUCUGUACAAAAUGAGAAUUCAACCACUAAGCCAUUCAUGUCGAUGUUUCUUAGAUGAAACAGUGUUCUGCACCAACAGCAGGAUGUUGUUUCUAAGAAAUCAAAAAAGUAACAAACCUUUACACAAACGGGCCAAAAAAAACUGGAAACGCUGUAUGCAUAUGUUAUACAAAUAUGUGAAAAUGUGUUAAUAAAGUUAUUAUUCUAACUUGUUAA